CAGCAAACCUUAUUAGGUUCUCUUGUCACCUAUCUAUUUCUUACCGUCUCAACGGCCAGCAGUUCCUAGCCAGCAACUAGCCCAGCUACACGUUAACCACUUUUACUUGAUCAUAAUAUCUGCUAAUCGGUUUCGAUAAUGUUCAAGCCUACCUUCAUUGCGUUCCUUGCAUUCCUUGCCCUCAUUAUGGCGGCAAUGGCUGCUCCGGCGACGAAUGUGAAUGCUGCUGUUACCAAAAACGGCGCGGCCGUCGCUGCUGCUCCUGUUCACGCUGCUGCUCCUGUUCACGCUGCCGCCCCUGCUCAUGUUGCCGCUCCUGCCCACGCUGCUGCAGUGCCAGUUCCUGCUGCGGCCCACGAGACCAAGGGUGCCAGCAAGAACUUUUGCGAUGGUGCCUGGCAGCACGACUCCUGCUGCUGCUAUCCCGGUCCUUGCUGCCAUCAUGAGUGCUGCUGCCAUGAGCCGUGCUGCUGCCACCACGAGUGCUGCUGCCAUGAACCGUGCUGCUGCCACCACGAGUGCUGCUGCCACGAGCCAUGCUGCUGCCAUCAUGAGUGCUGCUGCCAUGAGCCGUGCUGCCACCACGAUUGCUGCUGCCAUGAACCGUGCUGCUGCCACCACGAGUGCUGCUGCCAUGAGCCGUGCUGCCACCACGACUGCUGCUGCCACCACGACUGCUGCUGCCAUGAUCCUUGCUGCCAUCACGAUUGCUGCUGCCACCACGACUGCUGCUGCCACCAUGACUGCUGCGGUCCGGCUUGCUACCACAUCAAGCGCACUGCUAUCUACAAGAACGGCUGCCUCCAGCACGUCUGGUGCGACUCGUGCUGCAACAGCAACGUUUGUUCCUAAGUUACCUCAACUACUUAUCAGAUUGAUACCAAUCAACUAAUCAUUACUCUAAAGCACUCCCAAUGCUCCUUUCCUAAUUACCUAACACUCAGGUAGAACCUUUGUGGUUUAUUCAUAUAGAGGUCAAUCUGCUAGUUAGCUUUUAGUCGACAAAUAUCAAUAAAAA
Linderina pennispora is the source of this 1018-nucleotide messenger RNA. RefSeq lists its product as uncharacterized. The transcript has a single exon. The record is from RefSeq and is a predicted model, not a curated record. NCBI's taxonomy places the organism in Eukaryota, Fungi, Kickxellomycota, Kickxellomycetes, Kickxellales, Kickxellaceae. Bases 221 to 892 code for a protein of 223 amino acids.